Prosopis cineraria is the source of this 1499-nucleotide messenger RNA. Its product is annotated as B3 domain-containing transcription factor VRN1-like. The transcript is spliced from 3 exons. The coding region runs from base 20 to 1333 and encodes 437 amino acids. The record is from RefSeq and is a predicted model, not a curated record. Lineage: Eukaryota; Viridiplantae; Streptophyta; Magnoliopsida; Fabales; Fabaceae. Gene Ontology annotation, molecular function: DNA binding.
CGAAGAAAAUUUGAAGAGAAUGGACGAGGAAGCAAAUCCCCGGUGGCGAUCAAGCUUGCCGGACGGCAAACCGGCCCACUUUUUCAAGAUAAUACUUCCUACUGCGAUUCUUGACAAAAAAUUGAGAGUUCCUAAGGCGUUUGUGAAUCAGCAUGGGGAUGAUUUCUCUCCAAUCAUUACCUUACAUGAUCCUAAUGCUCGAGAAUGGAAAAUUGGCUUGGAGAAGAGUGAAGAUGAUGAUGUUUGGUUCUCAGAAGGCUGGGACAAGUUUCUGGAAUACUAUUCCAUCACCAACGAACACUUUCUGGUUUUCAGAUACGAAGGAGAUUCAAGAUUCCAUGUUCUAAUAUUCGACAUGACUGGAUCAGAAAUUCAAUAUCCUUCCCAAAAUCUAAGUCCUGAGAGAAACCAGGUUGCCUCAUCGGAAUCAUCAAAGAGCAACCACCAUGAUUAUCAUCGGAGUCAAAAUGACAAUGACAACCACAAUGAUAUUGAUAAUGAUAGUGAUAGUAAUAAUGAUAAUGAUAUUGGUAUUGACCAUCACUUUACUGAAGAAUAUUUUCCUGAUGACGAGGAUGAUUCUACUCAUGCAUAUGAAGAAGAUGAUCCCUACUAUAGCACUUCUUCAUCUAAAUCUACUUCUACUUCUCCAUCUGAAUCCACUUCUCCAACAAAAAGACGAGGCUUCACCAAAUUCAUCGAUAAAUCAUCAAAAAGAGAGAGAAGAAAAGAGUAUUCUUCUCCUUCUUCAAGAUCUGCAUUUCGAAGAAAAAGAAAGAGGCAUCAACGCGGUGCCAGUGAACGUGGUGAUGAACAAAGUGACGGAGGUUCAAAUCAUAAAAGAAGAAGAUCCAAAGAAGGAAGGCAUGGAGGGAGAGCGAAGAAAAUAGACCACGUGGAAUAUGUUGGUAAACAAACAGUGAAGUCAAAAUCAUACGAAAAGAGGCACAUAUCAGAUAGAGUGAGAACCAAGGUUAUCCAAGCUGCUGACAACUACAGAUCUCGCUUUCCUUAUUUCAGGGCUGUCUUGAGACCUCACAACUUAUACAACAGUUUUAUGUAUGUGCCAGCACGUUUUGCAGUGAAGUAUUUGGGAGGAGGGUCAUCAGACAAGAAGAUAAGACUGGAGAACGGGAGGGGGAAGCAGUGGGAAGCUCGAUGCUUUCCCAGGAAUGGGGCUGGAAAUGGGAUGAACAUAGGAGAAGGCUGGGCCAAGUUUAAGGAGGACAAUCAGAUCAAGGAAGGGGACGUCUGUGUCUUUGAGUUGCUCCACAGUAUUAACUUUGUGUUGAGAGUUCAAAUAUUUCGCGUCAGACAUUAUGCAGAUCGCUGAAUGAACAUGAACAUGUGACUGUACAUACAUUCACGCAUGCAUGCCACUUUCAUGUCUUUCUGCAAGGCUUUGUCGUUUCGGUUUUUGCUUGCUGCUGCUGUUGCGCUUGUUUGUAUUCCAUCAGUUAGCUUGUAAUUCUUUUGCAUCAAAUUAAUAAUAUACUUAA